Messenger RNA from Penicillium malachiteum, 690 nucleotides. RefSeq lists its product as uncharacterized. The record is from RefSeq and is a predicted model, not a curated record. The coding region runs from base 1 to 690 and encodes 229 amino acids. Lineage: Eukaryota; Fungi; Ascomycota; Eurotiomycetes; Eurotiales; Aspergillaceae. The transcript has a single exon.
AUGAAUGAACUUUACGAGAAGCUCCUUCAACCCGAUUACUUUGACUGGAGUGAGGAAUUCAACGACGAUAACGAUCUACACGACGUAAUGAAGAUGACUGAAUAUGCUGGAGAUCAAGUCACCCAGAGAACCCCUGGAAAGUCCAACUAUCAAGAGGACUCGAGCGACAGAUCAUACGAAAGGAGCGACACAGGCCACUCCGAUAGCCACACCUGCUCUUACCAGACUCAACAGAGUCCUUACUGUGUCCUAUGCGUGGAAAGUGCGAUUGAUGUUGAAUUCUCAUGUCGUGAAUUAUCCACGGAUCGUGAUGAUGAGAUUCAUCAUUAUAAUUUUCAUGGUGAGCCAGUGAAUGUGCAGAGUACCACAUCUGCAGAAGAAUCACUGGUCAUCAUCCUCAGCACGCCGAAGGAUGGUUUUAAGCAUAAAAAAGGCCUACUUAUGCGGUCUCUGCUGAAUUGUGCACAUGUGUUCUUGGACCCUGUGAUACUGUUUCUUGACCAAAAUGACCAGGUGCUAAAACUACGCGGUACCGCGUUGGUGGAUGCAACUGAAGGGAGGGUGAAUAAGUAUUACUCUCCCCAUGGAACGUGGUUCUCAGCAGAAGUGGUCAAGGAGGAGAUAGUGCUAGACUAUGGAGAUCAGCAGCAAUAUCGAAAUGCUAAUCUCGCGGUCGCAAAUGGGUUUUAG